CACUGCUCCCAGUUUCUCCGAACUACCCUUUUAUUCGCAGAACGCCGAAAUUGCGUAAAGACCUCCGCAGUGUUUACGGUAGCGACUCAUCUUCGUCAUCUCUCACAUCGAUAUCGGCCAUGUACAAGGGACUAGGUAUCCUCCAGCAUCUACGCGAGAAGGUACUCUCCGGCCAUAAAAAGAACUCGAAGCUCACAGCGGAGCAACGGCGUAUGUACGCUUCAGAGAAGCAGAUGAAUUUCCGGAAGAUUGCGAAGCUAUGUGCUACACGCUCUCGACAUGUCCUGACGGCCGACGACCUCGCUAGCCCCGAGCUGCAGCAGGAGCUCGCAGAAAUAGGACAGUUCGCCGAGGUAGCGUACUCCGUACUGUCCCCGGGAUAUGUCUUCGAGCACCUUGACGCGUUGUCGCGUGCCGACUUCCCCCUGGAGGGAUACGAUGCGUUACCUGGGGCAACGCUCGUAUUGGGUUUCCGCGGAGAGGUUGCGGACUUGCCGGGUUUCGUGGUAUACCGACCUCAAACGAAACAGCUAGUUCUAGCAAUAUCGGGCACCGCGACAGUACGUCACGCGUUGUACGACGUACACUUCCGAAAGAGACGUCACCCGAUCGGACAAGGAUGUGCAGUGCACGCAGGAUUCUGGAAACUGUAUGGGGGAAUAAAGCGGAAGGUGCGGGAAGGGAUAGAGAGAGGUAUGAAGGAGUUUGAGGUGGAUGGGUUGGUCCUUACAGGACACAGCAUGGGCGGGGCUAUGGUGUACUUGUUCGCGUUAGACUUGCUGGGGUCUGAUAGUUCCGAGUUACUGGGCGACACUUCCAUAACAGUAGCAGCAUUCGGGGCUCCCAGAGUAGGCAACCCUGCUCUGGUAGAGGCUUGGCAAGACGCUGUGCGAAAACGCCGCGAGAAGAAGGGAGAACAGGCCGUGCGGGAAUAUUCCAUGAAGGCAUUCAAUGACGGUAAAGAGCUCUGUCAAUUCCUGGGGAAUGAUGUCUCACGAAAGCUUGUUCAACUUACAGGCGUACCAGCCCUACCACCUGCAAGCUUCGGAUAUAGGCACUUCGCGGCGGUUCCGAUGUACUUUUACCACGGCACCCUCUUCUGGGUUCCCGAGUCUGAGAAAGAGCAUGGGAUUUUUGACGUGUCAGAAGAUGCUCUGAUCGUGGACACGUCACUCAAGCACCCGCGUGGAGGACACAACUACUACAACAGCAGGGACCUAGAGAGGUUAAGUCGGCGGAUGGGCUGGGUGCAGGAGAUGAUGGCAGGCGGUACGGAAUGGGAGAGCAAGUAUCUCACAAGGGUCGCCACAUUUGAAGGCAAACGGAGCAGUUGACUUGCUGCAAGCCGAUGAUCGCUAAACACGAGACCAGACGUCUGCUUGUGUUCCCGACCAAGAUCCAGAACAGUUCCCAGGUGCCUAGGCGCGCCGCUGCGACAAGCUUGAAACGUACCGCUGUGAGAAAGACAUAUCGAGGCGAUGCGCUGGCGUGAUGUUAUGACUUCUAUGAAUGUACUGAUGCUAGAGGCAGAUGGCUCUGAAAGACGUUAUGAGGCAAUAUUAUGGACCGGAUGAGCAAGAUGGCUGAUGCCGCAAAGCUGACUCAUGGACACUCGCUUAGGGGAACUCUAUGAUUAGAUAGCA
This is a messenger RNA of Phanerochaete carnosa HHB-10118-sp, 1643 nucleotides long. RefSeq lists its product as uncharacterized. The transcript has a single exon. Gene Ontology annotation, biological process: lipid metabolic process. Bases 120 to 1334 code for a protein of 404 amino acids. Lineage: Eukaryota; Fungi; Basidiomycota; Agaricomycetes; Polyporales; Phanerochaetaceae. The record is from RefSeq and is a predicted model, not a curated record.